Lasiosphaeria miniovina is the source of this 1130-nucleotide messenger RNA. RefSeq lists its product as uncharacterized. The transcript has a single exon. NCBI's taxonomy places the organism in Eukaryota, Fungi, Ascomycota, Sordariomycetes, Sordariales, Lasiosphaeriaceae. The record is from RefSeq and is a predicted model, not a curated record. The coding region runs from base 148 to 1041 and encodes 297 amino acids.
ACUCUGCAACCUUCCCGCUACGGCCUCGAAGACUUCUCGUUCCUGCUCUCACUGCAAACUGUCAUUACCUUGACUCUCUAACUCAACCCUCCCAGUAUCUUCGCUAUCUUACAGCUAUACCUAGCUACGAGUCGCCUCUUCAAUACAAUGGCGGACAACACCAUCCAACCAUCGCACCAAACCCCGACCGUGGCAGAGAGCAGUCAGUCUCUCGUCUCCGAUUCAAACCCAGCCUCCACUGACGAUGCUGGUCUGGCUAUUGAACCCACACAAGACUCUCCGGACAGCGAGAACUUCAGCGCAGUGCCUGGCAUCUCCCCUCAGCACGAUGGUCCCGUCACCGCGUCUCCGGGCAUUCGGUCAGAGGAAGAUGACUUCGCUGCCGUUCCCGAGAUCAACAUCCCUCAGGGAGAGAGCCCGCCCCCAUCAGACACCCCCGAGGGAAACGAGGAUGCCGCCAGCCAGCACAUGAUCCCCAGCGGCGACUACUAUUUCGGCCACCACGAUAACACUACCGAUCGCGACGAAUCUGAGAACAAUAAUGGGUCUGUCAAUAACGAUCAAUCCGGUGGCAACAAUUCGUGGGACGAGGAAGAUGGAGGCCCUGAGAACACCCCUAACAUUAGAAACAUGAAUGUCUCCGACAAAUUGUGCCAGUUGUGCGGAUCUGACCAACACCCCUCGGACAGCUGCUUCCUCAACGACUCAGAGGUCGACCUUGACGUCGCCAACCUUCUCAGAGGCCUGCCAACCGAGGAUCUCAUCGAGAUCAUCCGCACGGACGUCCUGAUGAGCUACAGAGGCCCUAUCGCUGCCCUGAUUGAGAGGGUGGAGAAUCUCACCAGUGCGAGGAGCUGCAAGCUUUACGCGCUCCUUCUCGGGUAUUCCGAUGCACAAGAUGACAGCGACCGAGACCGUCUCGCAGAUGGCUCUGAGGUCUUUGUGCCUUCUCCCGAGAGCUCGGUGCUGCCCGUUGUCGAGGUUCCCGAUCACGCCGACGAGCCUGAAUCUAAGGAGGAGCUUGGUCACGAUAAGCUCUAACGCACGGAGCGGAUACGCCUGUACCCACCGGCGGGCCUGGAGUUAGUGGCGAGUGGUAGCUCAUUGAGACGCCCGUUCUUGGGGUUCGG